Melanotaenia boesemani (Boeseman's rainbowfish) is the source of this 4864-nucleotide messenger RNA. Its product is annotated as thrombomodulin-like. The record is from RefSeq and is a predicted model, not a curated record. The transcript has a single exon. Lineage: Eukaryota; Metazoa; Chordata; Actinopteri; Atheriniformes; Melanotaeniidae. Gene Ontology annotation, cellular component: membrane; external side of plasma membrane; extracellular matrix. The coding region runs from base 170 to 1804 and encodes 544 amino acids. Gene Ontology annotation, biological process: cell migration. Gene Ontology annotation, molecular function: calcium ion binding; extracellular matrix protein binding; extracellular matrix binding.
GACAGCCAGCAGUUCGGUAGGCAGUUUGCAGAGCGACUUCCUUCCUCCGCCGGGACACUAAUAUGGAGUUGGGGGGCUAUAAAUGUGAGCUGACGGCUUUCUCCAACAAGCACGCUGAAAGACCGCUGGAACGCACAAGAACUUGAACGGACAGCACCGAUGCUUAAACAUGAAUAACGCGACGGGUUUAUUCGUCGUGCUGUCGGCUUUCCUGGUGGGAAAAGUCGGUGGGAUGACGCCGAAUAGCGGGUACUGCAUUGGGAAUGAAUGUUUCACGGUGUUCCGGAAUUCAGAUGAUUUCCCAAGUGCAUACGCUUUAUGCAAACAAAAAGGUGGUCAUUUAAUGACAGUGCGCUCUUCUGUAUCACAUGAUACCCUCUCUAUAUUGUUGGGAAACUUUACGGGGAAGUUCUGGAUCGGUUUAAACCUACCGAACGACUGCCCAGACGCCUCAGCGGGUCUGAAAGGCUACGAAUGGGUAACUAAAGACAGAAGGAGUGAUUUCACCAACUGGCUGCCAGGCUUUGACAGCAGCUGCUCUGCUCACCGCUGCGUCUCAGUUUCCAAAGAGAACGACUUUAAAUGGACCCAAACGUCAUGCCAGGAACAUGCUGCGGGAUUUCUCUGUGAAAACAACUUCACCGAACCGUGUAAAGGUUUAACAGCUGCAACGGAUGAGUCUGUGUCCUACAUCACUCCGUAUGGGUUUGGAGGAGAUGAUGUGCUAUCUUUGCCCCCUGGAAGCAUUGCCACUCGGAAGCCAUCUGAGAAUAAAUAUUUGUGCUUCGCCAAGAAGUGGCUCCAGGCGCCCUGGAGCUGCGAGAUCCUUAAAGGUGGAUGUGAACACAAAUGCACCGUGGACCCCAAAAAAGACCCGUCCUGCUACUGCCCGCCAGGGCAAACUGUCAAUCCUGUAAAUAAAGUCACAUGUGAAGCAAAAAUUACCAAUGACCCGUGCGCGCCCCUAGGCUGCCAGGACACCUGCUAUAAGAAAGGGGACUCCUACGCGUGCACGUGCCCCCAGGGCUUCCAGCUGGACGCUGACGGCAGGUCGUGCGCGGAUUUUAAUGAAUGUGAAGAUGAGCGCCAGUGUCCCGAGAAGAACUUCAUGUGCGUCAACACUGUCGGCAGCUUUAAGUGCGUCUGCAAGGCGGGAUUCAAGAUGACGGGCGGCCAGUGCGUCGACAUGGACGAGUGCACGUUAGGUCUGUGCGAGCACGAGUGCAUCAAUACUCCUGGCAGCUACACGUGCACGUGUUAUGAAGGAUAUAUAGUGGACCGGCAGUCGCCAGAUAAAUGUGAACUUCACUGCGGGAUGGAGGAAUGCCCAGCGGUGUGCGACCCCAACAUCAAGUACCAGUGUGUCUGUCCGAGAGGUUAUGUGGCAGAAGAGAGGGAAAGUGAGACAGUUUGCAUAGACAUCGACGAAUGCGAGUCUUCCUUUUGCGACCACUAUUGUAAGAAUUUCUUUGGCAGUUAUUUGUGCUCGUGCCGUCGGGGAUAUAAAUUAGUUGAUGAGGUCAAGUGCGUAAAAAGCGAGAACGAAGACGACUCCGGGAUGACUGUUACUCCAAACAUCCCCACCUUAUCGUUUGUCCCAUAUCCUGGUCCGACCCGGCGGCCCUCGGCGGUGACAGCGGGGGGGCUCGUGGGAAUAAUAGUGUGCACAGUUUUCUUUAUUGUGCUGUUGGUUUUUGGGGUUCAUCUCUUGCUGAGUCGCAGAGGGAAGAUGGAGAGCGCUAGUGCGCUCAAAGCCGCGGAGGGCGAGGCCCACGGCUUACAGCAGGUGACAGAUGACUGCUGAAGAGACGGGGCAGAGACACACGAAAGAAGACACGUGAAUGUAUAAGUCAAGCUUAAAACAUAAACCGGUUUGAAAGGAGGUAGAUUACACAGUAAAACACAAGAAAGGGGAUGGAUGUGGCGAAGAUGAGGAGAACACAAAAUCAUAAUUACUGCAACAGACUGUUUAUUCACCAUCUCUUAUAGGACAUGUUAUAACAAGAACGACUAAGGACAUUUUCCCUUUUACAGUUUGUAUGCAAUAUUAAAAAGUGUAAAUGAUUAAAUGACUGUUGUCUGCUCCUUUAGCCUCCUGCUCUUCAGAUACAGGAGGAUGAGUGCGACACCUUGUGGAGAAAAGAUAGAACUGCAAGGACAUCAGUCAGAUCUUUUCAUUCGCCUCUUGUCCUCCACUUGUCCAGUUUCCUUUUUGUCUACAAACUGUGCCAAGUUUUCAGCUACUAGAAACCCCCUUCAUACGGCAGUGUCAGUUUAAUUACAAAAACAAUUAUUGUGAAAAUAAUAAUAAUAAUAGUGAUCAUAGUAGUAAUAAUAAUAAUAAUAAUAAUAAUAAUAAUAAUAAUAACUAAUAUUAAAUAAAAUAACCAGCAUUCAAAUAACACAAGUGGGAAGAAAACUUUCCAGGAACUACAAAGCAUCACAGUUUUGUUUGGUUGGACCACAUUUCAGUUAUUCUACAUAACUAAUCAUGUUUUUUCUUAUAAAUGUGAAGGUGAGCUCUGUGUGUGUCAGAUAUUUAGCUACUCCUCUGCUUAAAGUGAUCAUUGGAGAAUGUGACUUGUAGUUUCAGUUUCAAACUUAAUGCUUUCAUUGAAUGUUUUAAUCAAAGACAAGAUUCUGUUGGUUUUCUUCGCUUGACAACCACUUUUAACAAAUUGUCCUGAACACAGUUAUUAUAAAUGUGGAUCAUGUCACAAAUUUAUUUUAACUGGAUUUCAUUUGGACUAAAAAGAGUUGGACUGAAAUGAAGUGAGAUAGAAAAUGUCGCAGCUACACUAAAGCUGAGAAAAGAAAAAACAAAUAUUUUGUUUCAGCUCAUUGAGGUUUGGGGCAUUCAUUUAUUCCUGCACAGUUCUCUGAAGGUCCUAACAUUUCAUUCAAGAUGAGGUCUGGACUGGAUCAUGUCAACACAUUGAGUCUUUUAUCUUGCAGUUAAUGUGUUUCUAGCUGUGUUUAGGAUCCAUUUCAUGUUGGUUUUGAUAAAACUUUGGACAGAGGGCUUCACUGGACUCCAGAAGACUUUGGUAUCCAGACAUAUGACAUCGAGAUGAUGGGCCCCAGGAUGUCUGAGGAUGUUAAAAAUUUCCUCUGCCAAAUCUGUUCAGUUUCUACCUGACCAUUUCCUGCCAUGGCAUGAAAGGAAGAAACAUUUUUUUCUUCAGUAAAGACAACACUGCUGCAGAAGAUACUAUAGAAUCUUCGGCUGCCAUGGAUAUGAAAGGAGAAAAACUCGUGGUGUGGCCACCAUCCUCCCCUGAACUCAACUCUACUGAGAACUUGUGGAGCAUCCUUAAAAAGAAGAUGUAUGAGGGCAUUAGACCUCCAAACAGCAACUUGUGGAGGCAGUUCUGGUCUCCUCACUGAGAUCCAGACAGAAACUAUUGUAAGAUGAGAUUCAUUUUUGUUAUAGGUGAACACACGUUCAGACUAUUUUGCAUUACUGCUCUAGUGGAGAGGAGACAGAGUAAUAUGGUUGGACUGGAAAAUACCCACUCACUGUUUGAGUAGAAGAAGAGUUGCUGCGUUCUGUUGUGACCAGGUGCAAAAUGAAGCAUCCCAUUCUCACAAGAAAACUCGACCCCAAAUAAUUUCUCUGCCAUGACCUGAAUUCAGUUAAUAGUUAAUUCUGAAUACACAUAUUACACACACAGACUUCCAGGUUCAACGGAUGAGAAAGUUUUUAUGUUAUGUUAUGUUAUGUUAUGUUAUGUUAUGUUAUGUUAUCAUAGAGCUGGACUAAAUGUUUUAUUCAUUUCUCAGUCACCUACAGUCUAAUGAAAAAAUCUGACAGGUGAACAUUUUCAGUCCUUUUAACCUAUUUAAUGUUUGAAAGCGCAGUGUAGAAUAGUUUAGAACACUGUGUACACACACGCACGCAAAACACUUAAUACAGAGUUUUUUUUUUGCAGGGAAAGACAAUAAUAAAGAUAAUUUUAAAAAAUAGCCAGAGGUUAAUCCAAUAUUUUUAAUCAAAAAGAAAAUUCAAUUCAGUUUGAUGGGUAGCCAGCUUUUUUAUUUAUUUAUUUGUUUUUUUUAAUGAAUUGUCCUUUAUGAUCACAGUGAAUAUAAAUUGGACUAAUGUGGAUCUAGCUUGUGCUGGUAUGGCAGGUUUGUGUGUUUUGUUUUUUGUUUUUGUUUUUUUUGUUUGUUUGUUUGUUUUUUUUAACUAAAUGUGCUGGUCAUAUUGAUCGUGAUGAAUAUAUUAUUGUACAUAAUGAAAAAAAAAAACACCACCAUGUCUAGGUUUGUUCAAAUAAGCUUUUGCAAACCUAACCUUUGUUACUAUAUUUUCUAGAGAACAAACUUUCUCCUGAAACAUUUGGGCCACAAAAUCACUGCUGAUGUCCUUCCUCUUUGCAGUGUGUUAACACAGAACUGAAUCCUCGAAACCAGCAAACUGCAGAUACUUGUGCUUCAACCCAGAUUGUCAGAUGAAGUACCUUAUUCUCAGCAUUUCAUAAACUAAAUUAAAUGACAUAGAUUAGGAUAAUUCAGGGAUACAGUUUAAGCAGACUGCAACUUGCUAAGAGUAGUGAAUUUUAGACUCCAUGUAUAGACAGGCUGAUGUAAAGCACACAGAGGUUUUACCAUUGAAGGUAAUUAGGGUCUUAGGUGCCCUGAAGACUGGACUUAGCACAACACCAUGUGUAUAAACACAUGUGUGUGUUUUCACAGGAUUGGUCACUUCAGGACUUCAGGAAUGUCUUUGUCUGAAACGUAUAUAAGGAUGCUUUACACAUGUUUUCAGGGGAUUCUCAAAAUUGGCCAGAGACCUCACAGAGAUGCAUAUCUGUUUAAGAUGUCACUUUUUGUAAUAAACCAUCAUUUUCUUAUACAUCAA